Pteropus alecto (black flying fox) is the source of this 1399-nucleotide messenger RNA. RefSeq names its product GTPase IMAP family member 5. The transcript has 2 exons. NCBI's taxonomy places the organism in Eukaryota, Metazoa, Chordata, Mammalia, Chiroptera, Pteropodidae. Gene Ontology annotation, molecular function: GTP binding. The record is from RefSeq and is a predicted model, not a curated record. The coding region runs from base 310 to 1239 and encodes 309 amino acids.
UUCCAUAAAAGAAUGCUUACUUCAUUUCAUGUAAGCUGGAGGGAGAGAAUCAAUCAGCUGAUCUGUUUCAAAGCAUUUCCUGCUUUCCCGUAAGCUGAGAAAUCAAAAACAACCACCGUGCAUUGUGUUAGCAUCGCCAGGGUUGCUCAAAGUUACUUAUAGAUGUUUGAAAGCAUAAUGUGAGUUAGGAAAUUAGCAAUGGAAAUGGCUCAUCGAAAGAAUUAUUCUUAGGGGUCCGAACUGAGGCCUUACCAACUCCCAUGUGGACACCUGCUUCUUAUUCCUUUCCUGUUUUUAUUCCAGAAGAGAAUGGAUGGGCCUCAGAAGAGCAGCUAUGGGACUCUGGCUGAAGGCAGGGUGGGAGAUAGCCCGUUUGCAUCGUCGCCCUCCCUGAGGAUCAUCCUGGUGGGCAGAUCGGGCAGCGGGAAAAGUGCCACAGGGAACAGCAUCCUCUGCCGGCCAGUCUUCCAGUCCAGGCUGGAGGCGCGGUCUGUGACCCAGACAUGCCAGGCGGCCACCGGCACGUGGAACGGGAGGAGCGUCCUGGUGGUCGACACCGCCCCCAUCUUUGACACAGAGGCCCACAACCAAGAGACCUACAAGGACAUCGGGGACUGCUACCUGCUCUCCGCCCCAGGGCCCCACGUGCUGCUGCUGGUCACGCAGCUGGGGCGCUUCACCGCGCAGGACACGGCGGCGGUGAGGAGGGUGAAGGAGGUCUUCGGGGCGGACGCCAUGAGACACGUGGUCCUCCUCUUCACCCGCAGAGAGGACCUGGGGGGCGAAUCCCUGCGCGAGUUCGUCACCAAAACCGACAACCGCAGCCUGCGGAGCCUGGUGCGCGAGUGUGAGGGCAGGUACUGCGCCUUCGACAACCGGGCCGCGGGGCCGGGGCAGCGGGAGCAGCUGGAGGAGCUGAUGGCCGUGGUCGAGAGGCUGGACAGGGAGCGCCCGGGCGCCUUCCUCAGGAACGACCUCUUCUUUGAGGCGCAGAGGCUGCAGAGGGACGGGGGCGGCGCCGGCGGAGGAGCCCGCGGGAGCUACCUGGCCCAGGUGCGAGCGCAGGUGGAGAAGCACAAGCGAGACCUGGAGGAGAGCGAGAGAUGCUGCGCGCCCAGGGCGCUCCGCGGGGUCAGAAAGUGGGUGACUUCUCACCUUGGCGUAACUGCUUUUCUUGUUAUAUGCGUUUUGAUUUUUCUUGCAAUUUUAAUUAACCUGUGCUUUGCUCAAGGACACUGAGCAUUUUCCGAUGAUUUCUACAAUCACCUGUUUUCCCAGACUCACCCUCUGUCUGUUUGUAAGAUACUUUAUUUGCUUUCUACUUAAUUCCACUUUCGAUUUCUCUUCCUUGCCUCGGAGAUGCCACCCAUGUUCUUUCACUGCUUCUGGAUAAAUAAAA